AUGUCCAACUUGACGAAGCAACAAGUAGCAGUAAGCUUCAUAUUCAAGUUCCCGGCAAACGGCGUAGCGAGGCCCAAGGUCGCGCUGUUCAAGAGGAGCGGCAAGGUUAGCACCUACCGGCACAAAUACGCCCCUAUAUCAGGCAGCGUGGAAGCCACAGACUCCAACCCUCUCGCGACGGCAUGGCGAGAACUAGGAGAAGAAACAGGCCUCGACGCCUCGUCGCUGACCUUCCUGCGCCAAGGAAAGCCGUACACCUUUGCCGACGAAUCCGUGGGGAGAGAGUGGACCAUCCAUCCCUUUGCGUUUGUUCUCAAGCCUCCCGACGCCGAGACGGGCGCCAGAGGCGAGCAAGGCAUGAGGCUGGACUGGGAGCAUGAAGCGUACGGGUGGUUCGACCCCGGGGAUGUAGCGGAUGAGGAGGCAUUCCCAGGAGUCCCCAAGCUGCUGGAGUCUCUCAGGAGGGUGUGGCCCGCGCUGGACCUUGGUUCGGCAGCCGCGGCGGUGCUGGACAAGGGGCUGCAAGCGCUGAGGGACGACCACGAGAGCGGCGCGAGGCAGCUCGCAGGCAAGGCGGGGGCGAUCUUGGCCGACGUGGUGAGCCAGCUGGACAGCGGGGACGGAGAGGCGUGGUGGGCCAACUUCCGGAGAGCAGCGUGGCACCUGUGGAGGAACGGGCGCGAGAGCAUGGCGGCGUCGAUCCUGAGCGCUGUCCUGCGCAGCCUGGACGUUGUCGAGCGGAGGAUGGAGACGGCCGGCUGCUGCUUGUCGGGAGCCACGGUCGACGACAUGCUGGCCGAGAUGCGCGCCUUGCGGCGGACCAGGGAGACGUCGGUGUCCAGAAUCGCGAGCGAGUUCACCGCCCUUGCGGCAGCCCUCGCGGCGGGAGCAGAUGCGCUCGUGGUGCUCACCCUGUCGUCCAGCUCGACAAUCCACGCCUGCCUGGCGCACGCCCUCGCGACGACCGGCACCCCCGCGCCGCUGCUCGACCUGCGCGUCCUCGAGUCCCGUCCGCUAUUCGAGGGGGCCGGCCUCGCGUGCAGGCUGUCUGGCUGCGCCGCCGCCCGGGGCACCGCCGGGCCCCCUCGCCUGCGCACGACCGUGUACACGGAUGCCUGUGCGGCGGUCGCCGCCCGGGACGCGCGGCUCGUCCUCCUCGGGGCGGACCUGAUCGACAGGCACGGCAACGUGAGCAACAAGACGGGGUCCCUGCCGGCGGUGCUGGCGGCGAAGCACGUGUCCAGAGACGCCAAGGUGGUGGUUGUGAGCGAGACGGACAAGGUCUCGCCGCUGGACCAUGAUCCGCGGGCGCGGCAGGAGGAGGAGAAUGACCCGGGCGAGGUGGUAGGUGCUUGGGCGGAGGCCGGUCUGCGGUGGCCGGAGCGGCAGGAGCCGGGGCGUGGUGGUGGUGGUGGUGGUGUCCGGGUGAGAAACGUCUAUUUCGAGUGGGUGCCGAGAGCGCUGGUUGAUUAUUAUGUCACGGAGGAAGGGGUGGCCAAGGCCGAGGAUGUGAUGAGGUGGGCCGAGGAUGUUGGGCGACGAUCGGAGCAUUACUUUGGCGACUUGUGA
Ustilaginoidea virens is the source of this 1569-nucleotide messenger RNA. RefSeq lists its product as uncharacterized. The coding region runs from base 1 to 1569 and encodes 522 amino acids. The record is from RefSeq and is a predicted model, not a curated record. Gene Ontology annotation, molecular function: S-methyl-5-thioribose-1-phosphate isomerase activity. The transcript has 2 exons. Lineage: Eukaryota; Fungi; Ascomycota; Sordariomycetes; Hypocreales; Clavicipitaceae.